Molecule: messenger RNA, 940 nt
Organism: Pseudopipra pipra
Lineage: Eukaryota; Metazoa; Chordata; Aves; Passeriformes; Pipridae
Gene: POLR2J
Product: RNA polymerase II subunit J
Exons: 4
Coding region: 100-453 (117 amino acids)
Biological process (GO): transcription by RNA polymerase II
Cellular component (GO): RNA polymerase II, core complex
Molecular function (GO): protein dimerization activity; DNA binding
Source: RefSeq, a predicted model, not a curated record
UGUUGCGGCCGGGAGGUAAGGGCAGAGAGUGGGCGGAAGUGACGUCGGCGGAUACGAAGCCGCGGCCGCCAUAGCGAGUGAGGGCGGAGCGGCGGCGGGAUGAACGCGCCUCCAGCCUUCGAGUCCUUCCUCCUCUUCGAGGGCGAGAAAAAAAUCACCAUCAACAAGGAUACCAAGGUGCCCAACGCCUGCUUGUUCACCAUCAACAAGGAGGACCACACGCUGGGGAACAUCAUCAAGUCGCAGUUGCUCAAAGACCCGCAGGUGCUGUUUGCAGGGUACAAGGUCCCUCACCCUCUGGAGCAUAAAAUUAUCAUCCGUGUGCAGACGACCCCCGAUUACAGCCCCCAGGAGGCUUUCACUAAUGCCAUCACGGAUCUUAUCAGCGAGCUCUCCCUGCUGGAGGAGAGGUUCAGGGUUGCUAUUAAGGACAAACAAGAAGGAAUCGAGUAAAAUCCACCCUCUGUGGAGGAGACUGUGCUUCUGAGGCAGAAUGAUGUUGUCUCUUAGUUAGGUGAUAUAUUUAAACCUCCAUUCAUGGCAAAUAUUUCCCCCCUUGUCCCACUUCUGUUUAGUAUUUGACAGCAGCAGUGAUAUUUUGAGUUUGUUUGUUUGUUUUUUAAUACCAGACAGGCACUUUGCCAAGAGGAUAAAUGUCUUGUUGGAUAUGACAGAUAAGUCAUUAAAGUGAUUUUUUACUUUUCUGAUUGGAGCCUUAAUGCAAAUAUUUGUCCUGGGCUGUUGGGGAGGUUAUUGUGGGUAUAAUUCCAGCAUGAGAAGCUGCUCAGUGACAGCAGCAGAUGAACUCUCUGCUUCUCCUGUCAGAAACUCCAGGCACUGCCAAGUGAGCUGGUAUUUUGUUUUAUUAAGUGUCAUUUCUAUAAAACAAAUGCACAAAUUGUGAAAACUUACAGUAAAAGAAACCGGAUGUUUACAACGA